AUGAAGAGAGUCUGCCGAAACAAUUCCUCAAUCUAUAUCCUACUACGCUUCCCGAUAUACCUAAAAUUGAAGCAACGGAAACUGCACAUGUUGAUGCAGCUUGCAUCCAGAUCAUCUGAGCAGAUUAUCAAAAUGGAAAUUCUCUCCGACUUCCUCCUGCCAAAGCAAAUCCUCCCACCUUCUGCGCAACAUCCAGGAAAUCAUCUGCAAUACCGCCCAGCAUCCAGAAAAUCUCCCUCCAACUUUGCUGAGCGACAGCAAAGUCUCCCCAGCUUUGCCCAGCCAAAGCAAAUCCUCCCAGGCGAUAGGAAAUCUCCCCCAGCUUUGCCCAGCUAA
This is a messenger RNA of Pseudogymnoascus destructans, 336 nucleotides long. RefSeq lists its product as uncharacterized. The coding region runs from base 1 to 336 and encodes 111 amino acids. The record is from RefSeq and is a predicted model, not a curated record. NCBI's taxonomy places the organism in Eukaryota, Fungi, Ascomycota, Leotiomycetes, Thelebolales, Thelebolaceae. The transcript has a single exon.